This is a messenger RNA of Cetraspora pellucida, 1034 nucleotides long. Lineage: Eukaryota; Fungi; Glomeromycota; Glomeromycetes; Diversisporales; Gigasporaceae. The record is from the annotation of a GenBank genome assembly.
AUAUUAAAAAUAAGCUUCUUGAAUAUUUAAGCUUUCAUAAGUUUAAAUUAAGCAUUCCUAACCUUUGUGACUAUGUUCAUGAUGAAAUAUUUUCAAGCGUCGGAAUUGAAACAGGAAAAACUAUUAAUGUUGUAGAGUAUCAUCAUAGUUUUUUAGAUAGUAUGGCGCAGUAUAAGUUAUUAAUGCCAGAUUGGUCUGAUGAUUUAACACAACAAAUCAAUCCAGUUCUUCCUGCUGGAGAAAGGUUACAUAUACUAGUAAUGCAUGAUGAAUCAGUAUUUUAUGCAAAUGAUGGUCAAAGGGCAUUUUGGGCACCUAUUGGUAAACAAUCGUUACGUUCAAAAUCAGCUGGGGGUAGUAUAAUGCAACAAAAUAAUAGUCUUCUAUUUGAACAACAAAUUCCUACUGAAGCCUGUUGUAUUAUUCACCUUGGUAAUAAUCGUGAUGGUUACUGGACAAUUAGUGAUGUGGCACAGCAAUUAAAAAACAAGGCAAUUUCAAUAUUUGAAGCAAUGCACCCUGGUUGCGUAGCCGUUUUUGCUUUUGAUAAUAGCAGUAACCAUGCUGCAUUCGCUAAUAAUGCUUUAGUAGUUUCACAAAUGAAUUUCAAAUCUGAAAUGAAUUAUCCUGAUGGCACACCAAAAGAAAUGUAUCAAGUUCUUGAAGAAAGAGAACCAGAUUUUGUUAACCAAAAAUCACUUCUUGAAAAAAUUGUCGAAGAGGCAGGUCACAAAAUUAUUUUUUAUUCAAAAUUCCACUGUGAAUUGAAUUAUAUUGAGAGUUAUUGGGGUGCAGUAAAAGUUAAUACAUGUGCUAACUGUGAUUAUAGCUUUAAAUCUUUAAAAAAUAUUGUUCCAAUGGCUCUUGAUUCAGUUUCUUUAAUUCAAAUUCGAAAAUUUUCAAGGCGUUCACUACAUUAUAUGAGUGCAUAUAGACUAGGAUUAUCUGUAAAACAGGCUGCUUUUGCUGUUAAAAAAUAUAAAUCUCAUAGAAGAAUACCAAAUAAUAUACUAGAAGACCUGAAUAUUGAAUAA